Messenger RNA from Malaya genurostris, 2939 nucleotides. Its product is annotated as elongation of very long chain fatty acids protein 7-like. The coding region runs from base 910 to 2097 and encodes 395 amino acids. Gene Ontology annotation, cellular component: endoplasmic reticulum membrane. The record is from RefSeq and is a predicted model, not a curated record. Gene Ontology annotation, biological process: fatty acid elongation, saturated fatty acid; fatty acid elongation, monounsaturated fatty acid; fatty acid elongation, polyunsaturated fatty acid. Gene Ontology annotation, molecular function: fatty acid elongase activity. The transcript has 8 exons. NCBI's taxonomy places the organism in Eukaryota, Metazoa, Arthropoda, Insecta, Diptera, Culicidae.
GUUGUGCAGUGCGGUGUUUAUUUUCCGGUUAAGAUUUUUGGUACGUUUUGUGUCCGGCAGCAGCAACAGCACUAUUUCGCUCCAUCCCAGUUGACGAUGCAAUGCUAAAAUGCCCGAAUGCAUUGCAUCUUUCACUGAUUGAAGCAAACAAACAACGAUAAAAUUUCCAUUAAAUUUCGACAUUCGCAUUUCGUGCUUUUUUUUCUUGUGCCCGUGAAAGGACCUGCUAGUUAGCGCAUACGUUCAUUUAGUCCGUGAAAGGUCCUUUACUGGCCAUCGCGCACAACGCGUACACAUUCGCCGGGUGUUGGUUUUUUUCGGGAGCGCGAGCGGGACGUGAUUUUCAGUGUUAAUUCGUCGUUUGUAGUGGUGCGGUGCUUUCUGCAAUUCAAAAAAUAAAGAAAGAGAAAAAGACGUGCGUGUGUGCGCACUUUUCCCGUUUACUCACGCAAAUUUUUCCUUCAUUUCGGCAGUUUCGCUUGUUGAACGCGGCGGCGUGGUGUUAGAUUCGUGGUUACCUUCGAUUUCGGUCCGCUGCCGACAGCUGGCGCUUCGUGUUUUCGGCGAGUGAACAGUACUGUUUGUUGCUUGCUGGUGGCAAUAAAAAAGUUUAAAAAAUCUUUCUAGCGCAUUUCGGUGUCAGCUUGUUUUUUUUUUUAUUGUUUUUUCUUGUUAUUCAUUCGGCCGCCCAUUGGUUUCUUUUCCUGGUUUCAAAAGAAGACACACACAUGUGUGAUAGUGAAUCGUGAUUUUUUUUCUUUCUUAUUUUGCGGCUAAUGUUUGACGUUUGAGUGUUCGUCGUCGGCUGAUCGGGUCGUAAUCGUCACACUUCGGAUAAAAGCAGCACACGAAUCCUUCGCAUACUUUCGGAGCAAAGCAGCACUUGUCUGGCCACGCACACACUCAACAAUGGCAUUCAUAUUUACAGAGAUGUACGACUGGUAUAGAGACCUAAUGGACAAUAAAAGUGAUCCGCGGGUGGCACAUUGGCCGAUGAUGUCCUCACCGCUACCCACACUCGCACUGUGCAUAUUUUACGCAUAUUUUAGCAAAUCGCUAGCGCCAAAAUUAAUGGAGAAUCGAAAACCGUUGGAUCUUAGGAACUUUCUAGUGGUAUACAAUCUAUUCCAGACCGUGUUCAGUACGUGGAUAUUUUAUGAGUAUUUACAAAGUGGAUGGUGGGGCCACUAUAGCUUCAGGUGUCAACCGGUGGACUAUUCCGACAAUCCCCUUGCCUUGCGGAUGGCGCGAACGUGCUGGUGGUACUACAUCUCCAAGUUCACCGAAUUCUUCGACACGAUAUUCUUCAUCCUGCGAAAGAAGUACCAGCAUGUGUCGACUCUGCACGUCAUCCAUCACGGGUGCAUGCCGUUCUCGGUGUGGAUGGGAAUGAAGUUUGCUCCGGGUGGUCACAGCACAUUCUUCGCCAUGCUGAACUCGUUUGUACAUAUUGUUAUGUAUUUUUACUACAUGGUAGCAGCACUAGGACCAAAAUACCAGAAGUACAUCUGGUGGAAGAAGUAUCUCACCGCUUUCCAGAUGGUACAGUUCGUGGCCAUCUUUACGCACCAGUUCCAACUGCUGUUCACCGAAUGUGACUACCCGAAGGGCUUCAUGGUGUGGAUCGGUCUACACGGUGUCAUGUUCCUUUUCCUGUUUUCGGACUUCUACAAGCAAGCCUACAGCAAACGGAAAACGGCCAUCGCGAAGCGGGCAGCCGAACAACAGCUACAGCGGCAACGGUACGAUGCCCUCGCGCCCAACGGCACCAGCAACGGCGGCAUCAGUCAACACAUCAACGGACACCAUCAUCUCGCCUAUCAGAACGGGAAGGUGCCGAACGGGGACCUGGUCAACAAUAACCAGGCGGGUGCAUGCAUGCCGGUUCUGGAUGAGGAUGAGCUGCUGCACCAGCACAAGCUAAUGUCCAACGGGGGGAUCUACACGAACGGAUCCGUUCCGAAAGCGGCCGUCGCCAACUCAUAUAUCAAUGGCAACCUGAACGGUUUCGUCGAUGGUGCCCGGGAUGAUAACGCGAACGCCAACAACAACAACGGUGACGCGGAUGGGUUCCUGCGGAUGCGGAAAAUCCAAUAACCCCAACCACAGCCGGGGACGGGGUGAACGCGAUUUGGUGGACCAACACACGGCAUGCCAUUCGGGUGGACGCGAAAGAAGCAGACGCGCAGCAACAGCAGAAGUGGGGCAGGGGCAAAUGCGCCACCGCUUUCACGGUUGUGUUUAAUCGGUUAUUGAAUUAAACUCACAUGAAUUCGAGGAAAACAACAGAAAACUCAUUUUUCGGUGCGUCUGGUUGAGAUUGACGGGUGCCUGAAGCAGCGGUGGUUAAGCAAAAAGUUACGCCUAAUGUCUAAUUAGCAGAUGUAAUACUAGUUAAGCGAUGUAAAGUGAGUGCAAAUAGGUGGAUGAAUGCGUGAGAACUGUGUGUGAGCAAAAAAAAAAUAGGCGCAUGAUUAGUGCGCAAACGGUUUAGGAUACUACAUUUACAAUACAUAGAAUAGUGGCAAUUUUUGUUUGUUUGUAAGCGCUUUGAUGAGGGCGUGUGAAACGCGCCAUGAACAAAGGUUAGAAUGAGAUCUGGACGACUGUAGUUUUUUUUUCUCUCGGACACGAAAUAAAUUUUUUUCGAGAGUAGGAUUAUCUAGGCAACGGUUUGACCUCUGGUUCGUAGCCGACCAGUGGUCAGAGAAGCGCGUAGUUGGAAGAAUGAGGGCUGAUGAAAGUGAAGGUAGUUAGUAGGGAAAAUGGUUUAUUUUUUUAACUUUUAGAGAGAUUUACGCAAGAAACAAAAAUAAAAGAUUUCUCUGGAUGCUGACACACUCUUGUAUUUAUCUGUAGAAAUGAUUUUCAAACAGCACUAUAAAUUGUUAUUUUAUACCUGAAUAAAUGUCACUUUCGGAUUCGGCUUUCGAAGAGAA